Messenger RNA from Engraulis encrasicolus (European anchovy), 4127 nucleotides. RefSeq names its product TIR domain containing adaptor molecule 1 (gene ticam1). The record is from RefSeq and is a predicted model, not a curated record. Bases 153 to 2435 code for a protein of 760 amino acids. Lineage: Eukaryota; Metazoa; Chordata; Actinopteri; Clupeiformes; Engraulidae. Gene Ontology annotation, biological process: positive regulation of canonical NF-kappaB signal transduction; positive regulation of myeloid dendritic cell cytokine production; TRIF-dependent toll-like receptor signaling pathway. The transcript is spliced from 2 exons. Gene Ontology annotation, molecular function: protein kinase binding.
GACGUCCCAUCCAAGUACACGAAAAACACUUCCUGUGUAUAUGAGGACGCGUUUCUCCCAACUUCUCCGCUUUGCAAUGAUGGCCUGGUGACAUGUGCUGAGUAGACAGCCCGCUCAUCCUAAUGGGACAGUAAGGACUCCAAUGUGGGUACAUGGUUCUGGAGGCUGACCGCCCCAACACCAUGGCAGACGAGGGCAGAGGGGAGAAUGAGGAGCAGCAGAGAGCAGCAGAACAGACCAAUGGGGUGAAAGGAGCAGCAGUGGAACUGGCCAAUCGGGAGAAGAGCCCAGGUGUGGGCAUCCAGGCCAAGAGUCUGGACGCGCAGGAGAAUGGAACAGCUCUCCAGGCUACUACGGAGAGCCUCCAGGGAGAUGCUGUGACUCUUCAAGACAACGGCGGCACAGGCCUACAUACUACUGUCCCUGCUCUGCCAUACGAUGCUACCCCUCAGGAGCAUGAUGUGGUGGUAGGCCUAAAGUCCAACGGGCUGGACCUUCAAAGUAACAUCACAAAUCUCAAGGAGAUCAGAGCGGACCUACAGGAGGCUUUCCGGAUCAUCCGGCACACGCCUGAAGAGAGGCUGAUCAGCAUCACGCUGAAGAUGGACGAGUCCGGUGACAGCAGUGAGCAGCUGGUGCGGGCCAUAGCCCUCGUGGCCCUCAGGAGGCCAGCGGACGCCCUGCGACAGCUGCAGGAGCUCACCACCGCAGGUUGCUGCAUCGCCACCUACCUGUCCGGCCAGGUGAGAGCGAACCAGGGGCAGGUGGAGAACCUGAGGGUGGACUCUUUCCAGCUCCCCGAGCCAAAGUCGGCAGCGCUGCACGACCUGGCGAGGGUCUUCAACCUGCUGGUCCAGGAGCGGCUCUGCGAUGCAGCCGUGCGAGACCAGGCGUACCAAGUGGCGCUGCUGGAUUGCGCCAACCGGGGAGCGGAGAGCGGGCACACGUGCGACUCCAAUCUAGACAAGCUCAAAGAGGAAGUAAAUCGCGUCUGUGGGACGGAGAUCAGCUGCCAGGCUUUGCCGCUCCUCUCCAACAGCCCUGGCCAUCUUGUGCGCGGUUGCAUCAGCCCCGGCUCCCUGCAGUACAGCAACCCCAGCUCCCUGCAGUCGUCCUCCAACAGCUCCUUACCCAGUCACCUGGAGAUCAGCGCCCCACCUACUCAGCCUGCCAGGCCAAGUCCACACAGUAGCGACUCACAUAUAGGCGUCUCCUCCGCUGCUAGUACUACGAGGUUUGACAGUUUGUCGUCAGGAGCCCGCACUGGAGCAGCUGCUGCUCAACCGACAGGUGUCAUGCCAGCACCUGUGCCUUCUCAUCUUCCUGUUCCUGCUUCUGCUCCUCCUCAACCUCCUCUUGCUCCUGCUACUGACAUACCUACCCAGUGCACAGCCGGUAAAGAGGGCACUCAACAGCUGGUGACCUCCGUGAGCACAGGUGUGGAGAGCCUCCGCUUGCCUCCUGAUCCCUCUCCCCACGACUUCUCCCGCUGCAACAGCGCGCCCGAGGUUCCCUCCUCCUCCUUGGGUGACGAAGAGCCCAGCCCGGUGUUCUACUCGUUUGUGAUCCUGCACGCCCCCGAGGACGCGGAUCAGGCGGAGGAGCUGCGGACCACGCUGGAGGCCGCGACCUCAGGAACGGGCGCCACCUUCUCGGAAGACUUCGCCGUCCCGGGCCGGCCCACGCUCGCCUGUCUGGACGACGCCAUCGACAACUCGGCCUUCACCGUGCUGCUGCUCACCAGGAACUUCACCUCACGCAUGCAGGAAGUCCUCACGGACUCCGCCCUCAUCAACUCUAUCGAUCAUCGUCACAAGUACAACUCCGUCAUCCCACUGCUGCCAAGCCAAAACCCGCUGCCUCAAGCAAGCAUGCCCAAGGUGUUGAGGACCAUCAUCCCGCUGAAGGAGGGGGGCAGAAACUUCAGUGGCAACGCCCGCAAAGCCAUCAGCCCUCAGAAGGUGGCCGUUCAGAAGAAGAAGUGGGAGCAGGAGCAGGAGGUGCGGCGGCAGGAGGAGAGGCGGAGGAAGAUACAGCAGGAUAACCGCAAGAGAGAGGAGGCGAUCCGGCGAAGCCAGGAAGAUGAGCUUCUAUAUCGGCAGAAUUGGGAGCUAUAUCGGAGGCAGCAAAGCAUGCCGAGGUUCAAUCCUGCUCCCCCAUUUCACCCACCAGCCUCCAGCCCUUCACCCCAAUUUUACCCUCCUCCUGCGAGUGGGAGGGGAGCCCCGCCCUCGGCCCCAUCCACACACUACCCACCACCCAACCCCGGGAUGAGUUCUCCUUUUUGGGGGCCCCCACCCCAAGGGCAAUCAAUGCACAUGCCCGGAAACAUUAGCAUCCAUAAUGCUCAGUGCAUUAUGAUAGGGAACGACUCUACCAUGACCAUUGGAGACCCUGGGGUCAUUCGCUUCAAUGAUGCCGAUGAUUAUAACUGACUGAUGGUCCGGUUCUCUUGACACGUGGUUCUAAAUGCAAUAUAGGUACACAGGUUUGCAGUGCAAUGUGCUGUGGUGACAAUACAGGACUUAUCACAUAUACUUUAUGAUUUGCAAAAGCAUGAAUUUGAGGUGAAUUAUGUUUUAUGGCAAAAAAAAGCGUUCUGUACUGUCAUGCAGUAUGAACACCGGCUAAUGUUCUCAUACAGUAAGUACACUAUAUAACCAAAAGUAUUCGUUAAACUGCCUUGACUCUGAUACUGUAUGAACUUAACUAUCAUCCCAUUCCUAACCCAUAGGAUUCAAUAUGAUAUCGAUCCACCUUUUGCAGCUAUUAGUUUCAACUCAUCUGGAAAGGCUGUCCACAAGGUUGUGUGUUUAUAGGGAUUUUUGUUUCAAGGAGGCCGCACCUUGCAUAGUAGUGUUUUUUUUAUUGCACAGACGCGUUUCGGCGUGUGCCUUCUUCAGUGUACGCUACUAUGCAAGGUGCAGCCUCCUUUUUGAAACAUUGAAUUUGAAAUUUGGGCCAGCACCCUCAGAGACUUAAAUAAUUAAGAGUGACACCUGCUCCAAGAAGAAAAUUGAUAUUAGUCUUAGUCUCCACUCUAAGACCGGGGACAAUCUUGCUGUGUGCCUAAAAGUACACAUGCAACCGAAUGCACAUACUUGCUUAUGGACAACCCGAGCACAUUGCACGAUACUGGAGGUAUCAUCAUCUAUGUCUUCAUUUUGGUUGAAUGUUAUGAUGGUGGUGAAAACUAAUUUCCCUUUGGGGACAAUAAGGCUAUGUAUCUAUCUACUGUAGCUAUAGACAGCGGGCUCUCAAUGUUUUUUCCACCGUUAUUUGACUCUACAGGAAACUCAACAUGGAAGUUCGGAAGAUCGCUCUUCGCAGUUUUGUUAAUAUUGCACCACAAGUGUCUGCGUACCUUAUGUCAGGUGUGCCAAAGCACUUUUGGAAGAAUGGUCAAAAACUACAAAUACACUCCUCAACCUUGUGGACAGUCUUCACAGAUGACUUGAAGCUGUAAUAGAUGGAGAAGGUGGGCCGAUAUAUUUAACCUUCCAGUAUGGGCUAGGAAUGGGAUGGCAGUUAAGUUUAUGUGUGAGUCAAGACAAGUUAGCAAAUACUUUUGGUUAUAUAGUGUAUAUUCAAACUGAAAUGCUUGAAAAUGUGACAUUGUUGAAAUCGACUGGCACGAUAUGAUUAAUACCUCGUUUUGGGCUGAGGAGAUUAAACUGUAAUAGUUUUUCAAGCAACACUGUAUAGCAUGUCUUUUUUUCUUGUUUUUUCCCCUCCACAUUUGUUUUACUGCAGAACAUGUUGGUUUUGUGAAUGAAGCCAGUAUGUUCCUCUAUAAGGAAAAAUUAACCUGGAAACGGAAUUAAUGCAGCAUGUUUUUAAUGAAAUUGAGGAACCUGCUGCACAAUGGUCACUUGUAAUGCCACCGUCUGUACGUUUUCACACCUGUUAUCUUUAUAGUCAUGCCAGCAAUUGAGAGAGAGCCUUUACACCCAGUGAGGCACCCAGUGUGUGCAUGUGUUGUGCUGUUUAGAGAUGGUGUGAUAUCAGCGAUACACUGCCUCAACCAUUCUGCCUUUUGUGCCCAGGCUAGGAAGUGUAGCCAUAAUAAGGUCAAGGUCAAGCACAUUGAAACAAAAAAGUGAAAUAUAAACCACAAGGUCUGCAUA